Molecule: messenger RNA, 1116 nt
Organism: Cutaneotrichosporon cavernicola
Lineage: Eukaryota; Fungi; Basidiomycota; Tremellomycetes; Trichosporonales; Trichosporonaceae
Exons: 2
Coding region: 1-1116 (371 amino acids)
Cellular component (GO): plasma membrane
Source: RefSeq, a predicted model, not a curated record
AUGCCAUUUACCCCAGUCCAGACCUUUUUCGGCGGUCUGCUCAUGCACGUCUCGUCAGUCGGGCUGUUAAUGGGAACCGGCCGUGUCAUGGGCGCCUCGGGCAUCAUGGACGGCGCCAUUCUCGGCGACCAUGCCAAGUGGCGAUGGGCGUUCUUGACCGGCAUGGUCCUGGCACCAGCCGUUGUCGCGGCGACUGGACUAGAAUCCAUAUUGCCCGGCAACGGGGCUGAGCUAUACGGCGCUGCGCCACUCGCGCGCAUGGCCCUCUCCGGAGCAUUGAUCGGUUUCGGAGCAAAACUCGGGUCAGGAUGCACGUCUGGCCACUUUCUGUGCGGCUCUAGCCGCCUCUCCCCACGUUCCCUCGUCGCCGUCAUCACGUUUAUGAUGUCGGCCGUCGCAACCGCAAAGCUCGUACCUGCAAAGUACCUCGUCGACCCUCUGCCUGCCAACAUCCCUGUCUAUCCUCCGGCCUGGGCGCUCCCCGCUCUCGGCGGACUCGUCCUCGCUGCCAUCUUUGCUCGUAACGCCAUCAACGCCAUCCUCCCCAAGGCAUGCACCCCGACCCCGGCAACCACCAACGGUGAUUCGAACGGCGUCCAGAAUGGAAACGGUCAGGCCGGAGAGUGCAAGUACACUCCCGCCCAGCUAUUGCCCUACUUUGUCUCGGGCCUGACUUUCUCGUUGGGUCUCAUCGCGUCCGGCAUGGUCUCACCACUCAAGGUCAUCGGCUUCCUCCGCGUCCCGCCCCCUCUCAACACCUGGGACCCGUCGCUGACCAUGGUCGUAGCUGGCGCCGUCAUCCCCAACAUGAUCCACUGGUUCUCGCUGAAGAAGGCCUCUGGUGACUCCCCCAAGCCCAUCUUUUCCUGGGAGAAGUGGCAGGUUCCCACCCGUCGCGACAUCACCCCACGCCUCGUGAUUGGCGCGCUCAUUUUCGGUAUGGGCUGGGGACUGGGCGGUAUCUGCCCCGGUCCUGGCAUUGUCACUGGCGGCCAGCUCGCCAUGGACGCUUUACGUGGUGAGGAUGUUAGCCGCGCCGCCAUCGGAUGGGCGAGCUACAUCGUCAACAUUACCCUCGGGUUCGCAGCCGCUCGCCUGGUCGAGAAGGCCCUCUAG